AUGGGUAUCUACUCGUUAACCACGUGUCUCCUCUCAUCCACAGUCUUCCUCAAAGCCCUUGCCGCGCCUGCCAAUGCCGGCCCAACGGUCAUCGUCGCCUCCGGCAUCGUGAUAGGCACCACCGCCCAGCCAGCAUCAGCAACGGGAUACGCCAAUGCGUACAUGGGAAUCCCGUUCGCCAAGUCUCCGCCAGAAAGAUUCUCUCCUCCCCAGGCCGCGGAUGCCUGGUCCUCUCCGCUGUCGGCUCAGGCUUUCAAGCCCGCAUGCAUCCAGCAGUUCACCAACCAGGGGAGCUCCCAAACGCUGCAAAAGGCCUAUUUCGGAAAUCCGACUGGACCUCUUACGAGUGAGAGUGAAGACUGCUUGUACCUCAACGUCUUUACUCCUCCGACUGCAACGGCGAGCAGCAAAAAGGCUGUGAUGUUUUGGCUGCACGGUGGUGACCUCCAGUUCGGGACCGCCAGUCUGCCAAUCUACGAUGGAAGCUCGCUUGCCAUCACCCAAGAUGUCGUGGUGGUCACAAUCAAUUACCGUACCAACAUCUUUGGCUUCUCCAACUCCCCCGAGAUUGCAACUGGUUCCCAAAACUCUGGAUAUCUUGACCAGCGCUUCGCUCUUCAGUGGGUACAGGACAACAUCGUCAAGUUCGGCGGCGACCCCUCGCGCGUGACCAUCUUCGGCGAGUCUGCUGGCGGAGAAUCCGUUAAGCAGCUCCUCGCAAACCCACCGAGCCCGCUGCCCUUCUCAGCCGCCAUUUUGGAGUCACAACAAGCCCUUCUCCUGGGUUCCGGGUCCGACAGCUACUCCAAAGUCCUGAAAAACUUCAACUGCACCGAUAUCAAGUGUCUUCGUCAGGUCUCGGCCACGGAUAUCAAGGCAUUCAUCGAGGCACAGGCACUCGUGUUCCCUCCCGUAAACGGCGAUGGCACGUCCAUCGGCGAUGUCCGAAGCAGCAUCUCCUCCAAGAAGUGGCCCAAGAUUCCCGUCAUCAUGGGUACCAACCUCAACGAGGCUCGUGUCUUCCUCGCCGUCGAGGGCAUAAGCGACGGAACCACAGCCUUGAACGCAGCGCUGUCUCAAAUCGGCAUCACCUCCGCCCUCACAAAGAACUCCAUCCUGGCCUCCUACGCCGCCAAGGCCCUCAACGACCCCUACAUCAUUGCCGACAGGAUCAUCACCGACGCCGUCUUCACCUGCACGACGUCCAGCCUGGCAAACUACCUGGCCGUCAACGGCUACACCGCCUACCGCUACCGCUACGACCCCGUCUUCGCCUCGACCAGCAUCUUCGCCAACGCGGGUUCCUACCACACGAGCGAAAUCCCGUCCGUCUUCGGCACCUACCCCGCGUACAGCAAGUGGGGUGCCGCGACGGCGCAGCAGAUCAAGCUGAGCUCCUACAUGCAGGGCGUCUGGGGCGGCUUCGCCAAGAACCCCAGCGGCGGCGUGGGAUGGCCCAAGAUUGGGAGCGCUCUCGGGUUUGAGCUGGGGCUGUUGGGCUCUGGAUCGUCUAGUGGUGUGACGGUGGUGCCGACGCUGGCGGCCGACUACCCCUGUUUUCUUUACGCGGGCAUUGAAGAUGCUCUCGGCCUUUCUUAUUAG
Molecule: messenger RNA, 1602 nt
Organism: Colletotrichum orchidophilum
Lineage: Eukaryota; Fungi; Ascomycota; Sordariomycetes; Glomerellales; Glomerellaceae
Product: carboxylesterase
Exons: 2
Coding region: 1-1602 (533 amino acids)
Molecular function (GO): cholinesterase activity
Source: RefSeq, a predicted model, not a curated record